AGUAUGUCCUUCACAAAUCAGUCAAACUCUACUGUUAACCUACAACGUCAGACCAUCUUGGGCAUAGUGGUUGUUUCCAUCGUGACCACACUGCCUUGUUGUGUGUUUCUCUUCAUUAAUGGGACCAUGUUGUUCACUCUGAGGAGUAAAACUGUGUUUCAAGAGACUCCUUGUUAUAUUCUGGUGUAUAACCUUCUUUUUGGAGACACGAUACAGAUGGCGCAGAGUCAGUCAAUAUUUCUAAUCUCUGCUUUUAGGGUAAUACUGUUGUAUCCUGUGUGUGCUGUACUAGUAGUAAUUAAUGCUUCCUCACAGGAUGUUUCUGUUCUAACACUGGUGCUGAUGUGUCUGGAGAGAUACGUAGCUGUGUGUUAUCCCAUGAGGCACGCUGCUGUCAUCACCGUCAGAAACACUGGAGUAGCUAUUGGUGUUAUUUGGACCUUCAGUUUUGUAAAUGCUUUGAUUAAACUUAGUUUAAUGCUAAAUUUUCCUCUAGAAGAACUGAAGCAAAUGCAAAUGAAAGACUUUUGUGGUAAAGAUAGUAUGUUUCUUGAUCCAUUGUCCGCGCUUUAUGACAAAGCAUCAACUUAUUUUAUUUUUGUUUUAGCAUGUGUGUCUGUCGGUUUUUCCUACAUCGGUGUCAUGGUAGCAGCCAGAUUAGCCUCCACAGACAAAGCUUCAGCUAAGAAGGCUCGGAACACACUACUGCUGUAUCUGGUGCAGCUGGGCCUCAGUAUGUCCUCACUUGUACACACUCCACUGCUCAUAGUGAUCUCUAAAACUCUGGACAGGUUAACAGCUGUGUACAUAAUGAUAUUACUUUAUGUUGUACUCAUCAUCUUUCCUAAAUGUCUGAGUUCCCUCAUCUAUAGUCUCAGAGACAAGACUAUCAGACCUGUCCUGAUGUUUAAUCUUGGCUGCCGGUGCCUUUAA
Molecule: messenger RNA, 933 nt
Organism: Cololabis saira (Pacific saury)
Lineage: Eukaryota; Metazoa; Chordata; Actinopteri; Beloniformes; Belonidae
Product: odorant receptor 131-2-like
Exons: 1
Coding region: 4-933 (309 amino acids)
Biological process (GO): G protein-coupled receptor signaling pathway
Cellular component (GO): membrane
Molecular function (GO): G protein-coupled receptor activity
Source: RefSeq, a predicted model, not a curated record